Molecule: messenger RNA, 253 nt
Organism: Didymodactylos carnosus
Lineage: Eukaryota; Metazoa; Rotifera; Eurotatoria; Philodinida; Philodinidae
Source: the annotation of a GenBank genome assembly
AGGUAGUAUACGAUUGAAUCAAUCGACAAGUGUUGACAAAGAAGAAGAUGCUGUUAGCAUUGAACUGCGAGAAGCUGUUGCUUUGACAUUUGCAGUUCGUUAUUUGAACAUGUUUUGUAAAGCAUCACCAUUAUCAAAUCAAGUCAAUUUGAGUAUGUCGGAAGAUACUCCACUUAUGUGUGAGUUCAAAGUUGGUGAUAUGGGUCAUAUUCGAUUUUAUCUAGCACCAAAAAUUGAGGAUGCAGAAAAUUAA